Molecule: messenger RNA, 267 nt
Organism: Knipowitschia caucasica
Lineage: Eukaryota; Metazoa; Chordata; Actinopteri; Gobiiformes; Gobiidae
Source: the annotation of a GenBank genome assembly
AUGAGCAAAAAGAAAAAGGACUGGAAGAAUGAGAAAGAGAGACUGCUUCGUCUAGAUCGGGAGGAAAGACGCAAGGAGUAUCGACGCCAGGACUUCGUCUCUUUGGACAAGAUCCCGACCUGGAGGGAGGAAAACAGCAUCAAUGACAACGAGGAGGAGGAGGAGACGCAGGUGACCAGUGGAGGAGGGCUGUCUGAUAAAGUGUCCCUCUACAAAGGAGACAUCACGCUGCUAGAGGUGGACGCCAUUGUCAAUGCUGGGAGGUAG